This is a messenger RNA of Temnothorax curvispinosus, 2181 nucleotides long. Its product is annotated as aladin-like. Gene Ontology annotation, cellular component: nuclear pore. Gene Ontology annotation, biological process: nucleocytoplasmic transport. Lineage: Eukaryota; Metazoa; Arthropoda; Insecta; Hymenoptera; Formicidae. Gene Ontology annotation, molecular function: protein binding. The transcript is spliced from 7 exons. The coding region runs from base 307 to 1887 and encodes 526 amino acids. The record is from RefSeq and is a predicted model, not a curated record.
UGUCGGCACUGUCGGCAGCUGAUCUAGCGAUUCCCGCGACUUCUCGAUGGAGAUUCUCGUCGUCGUCGAGUCUCACGUGGUUUCACGUCUCGAGAUCGUUUAAUCGGGAAUAUCAAAACGCGCCGUUUUACACGCGUGUCCGAAAAAGUAUAACUUAAAUAACUGAAUUAAACGAAUUCUGUGUCGCGCAGUUCAAACUUGUGCAUUGUUUCCAAGAAAAAUAAAAUAAAAACUGAUGAGUGCAGCUUAGCGCCAAUUGUUGAACGUACAGGUUAGGUCGCGACAGCGGCUGACGGCAGAGGAAGGAUGCUCCGGAUCUUAUCGCUCCACGACUUCGAGAGUCCCGCCUUCGGCGAGGCGGCCAUCAUCGGCCUGAUCGAGGGCGUCAUCCAUUACUGCGCCUACGAUGCCCUGCAGGACGAGAUGCAGCCCUUCGCCAAGUACCUGCGUGACUACCCCGAGGUGUCCGUCACGCAGGAGAUCCUCGCGACCCGCGAGACCGCGCGCACGAUCAGCGCCGGGGAACUGUUCCUCCCCGUUCACGACAGCGUCUUCAAAAAGAUCGUCAAUGUAUGGAGAGAGAGAGGGUUGUCCGAGGCGAUCCGCUUUGCCGCAGCCACAGAUCCAGAACAGAUUACGAACGUUGUGCACUGGAUCGCGACGAGGCUGAAUCGAGUAUUGGAUUUGAUGGACAGAGGAAUAUAUCACAGAGAUGUGUUGCCGAUGUCGGGAAAUGGAUCUGUUACCGAUAUCGUUGCUACACGGGACUGGAAUACAUCGCUGGUAAGGUGUCUGUCCUGGCAUCCGCACUGCACUCGCCUGGCUGUGGCCAUGAGGGACGAUAGAAUUCGUAUUUUCUCGCAAGGUCUACUGGGGGUACCGGUAUUGAGGCACAGUGCGCAAAAGUCAGUUUGCUGUUUGAGUUGGAGACCGCACGCCGGUCGCGAAUUAGCGGUUGCUUGCUAUUCCGGAGUAUUAAUUUGGACAAUAGAGUUGGGAGCAGCUAGUAAUUUACUCAGCCACGCGAUACUUUUGAAGCAAAGAAAUCAUGUACCCGUUACAAACGUCGUAUGGCAUCCACAAGGUGAUUUGUUGGCAUCUUGCUCACCGACGGAUUCAAAUAUAAUGAUUUGGAAUGUUUCUAAAGAAGAAGGGGUUCCUCUGAAACGCGUCGGUGGAGGUGGCAUAUGCUUUACAUGUUGGUCGCCUUGUGGCUUGCGAUUAUUUUCUGCUUCAUGCAGAAAUAUUUUUAGAGUUUGGAAUACUGGCGUUCCAACGCCAUGGCAUACAGAAAAGUGGACUGUACCCCAAGGUCGUGUAGCAACUGCAUGCUUUGGUCCCAACUUAACGCUGCUCUUCGCCACAACCGGAGAUCCUGCUACGAUAUUCUCGUUGCCGUUGCAAGAUACUAUAUUUGACGUUAAAAAGGCUACCAAUAACGAUGUAAAGAUAGCUAUGCGUCUAAUCGAUUUAACGAAAGUAAAUUUUUCAUCGGAUGAUAAUGAUGAUUAUAUCACGGUGGGCGGGAAAAUAGUUUCUAUGGAAUGGGAUCCAACAGGAAAAUAUCUUGCCAUUCUUUUCCAGGACAGUCCAGUUAUUGCUCUAGUGAAAACGAACUUGAGUCGUUUAUCGCGGAUAGUGGAAGUGCAGCCGAGCUGUCUUAUCAAAGGAUUUCCCGGAGAAGUGCCGAACUGCAUUAACUUCUAUCAAAAACGUACGUCGUGGAUUUGUUUAACAAUAGCUUGGAGCAGUGGACGCGUGCAGCAUUUUCCGAUUGUGGAAAAUGAAUCUAGAGUUGAUACUAGCACAUAUUCCACGCUAUUACCUCAAUUUGUGAGACCGAAUGGAUCGUACAGCUUUGACGUCCGCGGUUACAGGCAAUAUUAAGUUAUUAUAAUAUAAUACAGUAGCAAUAAGACAAUAAGAUAAUAAUAAGACAUUUUUCUAUUUUUAUUCGUAAAUGAUAAUAUAAUAAUGAAAUAAUGAACUAAUAAACUCAUUUGCAAGAUAAUACCUCAUUAAUUAACUGCAUUUGCGUCGCAGGCAAUAUAAAACUUCUCUAGACAUAUGUAUGUAUGCGUAUAUAGAGCUUACGCAAUUCUCGUUUGAGGGAACUUUAUACCCGUUUUACCGUCUUCGAGAGAAAGAAGAGAAAAAAAUGAGUGGCCCGUCGUUAGACUC